Molecule: messenger RNA, 3198 nt
Organism: Menidia menidia (Atlantic silverside)
Lineage: Eukaryota; Metazoa; Chordata; Actinopteri; Atheriniformes; Atherinopsidae
Source: the annotation of a GenBank genome assembly
UUGGUGAAUGAAGAGGGUGGCUUUGAUGCAGUCUGCAGAGAAAGGCGCUGGACUAAGAUAUCUGUCAAGAUGGGCUUUGCUCCUGGAAAGGCCAUUGGCUCUCAUCUGCGGGCACACUAUGAGCGGAUCCUCUACCCGUAUAACCUUUUCAAGACUGGAGCCAACCUGCCUCAGAAGGCCACCUUGACUAAUGACACAAAAGACAAAGAGUACACCCCUCAUGACCUGCCACAGCGCCAGUCUGUCCAGCCUCAAGAGACAUGCAGCAUCGCUCGUCGUGCUAAACGAAUGAGAUCCGAAAAAGGCUAUUUCAAAAGUGAACCUGAAGAAAUAUGUGAGAAUCGUCCCAAUCUGAGAAGAAGAAUGGGAACAUAUGUUGCUAAACCAGAACCAGUGACAAUGGCUGUUUUUGAGGUGAAACAGGAGCCAAUUGAAGACAUGAAUCCUAAAGAAUAUGAAGAAACUGUAAUAAAUAAAAUAAACAAACCUACGGUGAAUAAAAUGCCCAGUGGCCGGAACUGUGUCAAUCACUAUCGCCAGCUGAGCAGAUACUGUGUCUUCUCUCAUGACGAAAUGGUUUGUAACAUGGCCCUAAAGGCAGAGUCCAUGGAUGUUGACCUGGCGUCGGCUGUGCAGGAGGACAUGGCCACCAUGAUGCAAGAGGAGAAGCAAUUACGAGAAAAGAUCAGCAAAAUGGGUGUGGUGCAGUCUCGACAAGUUGAUUACGAGGUGCUCCCAGAUGAGGAGCGGCAGUGCUUCAAGUGUCGGACCACCUGCUACCUGUCUGGCAUCACCUGUGCCUGCAGCCCUGACAAGAUGGCUUGUUUGUACCACGCCCAGGACCUCUGCUCAUGUUCUCAUAGUAACCUCACACUCCAUUUCAAGUUUAACUUGGAUGAACUGUACACCAUGCUGGCAUCAGUAAAACUGCGCGCAGAGUCAUACAAAGACUGGAUUUGUAGUGUUCAGGACAUCGUGGAGAAAAAGGAAACUAAGAAAAGAGGUUUAGAAGAGCUUCAUUGUCUGGUGGAACAAGCGGAGACAAAGGUGUUCCCUAAAACCAGCCUCCUGGAGCAGCUGCGCACCAUCACCUCAGAGGCUGAUAAAGUGGCUGUGAUGGCUCAGCAGCUUCUCAAUGGAAAGAGGCAGACAAGGUAUCGUUCUGGAGGAGGAAAGUCUCAAAGCCAGAAUGAGCUGACCGUGGAGGAGCUGAGAUCCUUUGUCCAACAACUGGACAACCUGCCAUGUAACAUCCGACAGGCUCCUUUACUGAAGGACCUCCUCACCCGGGUGGAUGACUUUCAGCUUCGCAGUGAGCGUCUCCUUUCUGAUGAGUCACCUAGCCCACAGGGGUUGCAGGACCUGCUGGAUUUAAGUUUGGGCCUGGACGUGGACCUGCCGCAGCUGCCCCUGCUCAGGGAGAGACUGGAGCAGGCGCGAUGGCUGGAGGCUGUGCAGCAAGCCAGCAGCAGGCCGGAGUGCCUCUGUCUGGACACCAUGAGGAGGCUGAUAGACCAGGGCGUGGGCCUAGCUCCUCAUAGCUCUGUAGAGAAGGCUAUGGCCCGUCUGCAGGAGCUGCUGACGGUGUCAGAGCAGUGGGAAGAGAAGGUGCUCGGCCUCAUGGAGGCCAGGCCACAUCACAGCUUAGAUACACUGGAUGCUGCCCUACAAGAAGUGGAAAACAUCCCUGCUUAUCUGCCAAACUGUCUACAGCUGAAAGAGGUUGUCUGCAAGGCCAAGAAAUGGCUGCAUGAAGCAGAAACCAUCCAGGUGGGGGGACGUAUUCCUGUGCUGGACAGCCUCUCGGAGCUGGUUCUCAGAGCAGAUGGCAUCCCGGUGAGGCUUGACCCCCUGAACCGACUGGAAGCGCUGGUCAGUGACGUUCAGAGCUGGAAGGAGAGUGCAGCAAAAACAUUCCUACUAAAAAAUUCCAACUUAUCUCUUCUUGAGGUUCUUUGCCCAAGAUGUGAUGUUGGCUUUGGGCAUCAAAAGUCAAGAUCUAAGAAAGUGAAGGAAGCUUCACAAGCCACUAAGAAAUCUUCGACAAAACUGGAGUCAUUGUCUGAUGUGGAGAAAGUUCUCUCUGAAAGCAGAGACUCUGCCUCUGCUAUGGCCACUCUUGCUGAGGUCCGACAGAGGGAGAUGGAGAUAUUGUUGGCUGUGAGAGCUUCAAAUGAGUCCAAGCUUCUGCCUGCUGAAAACUGUUCUGCUCUUAGUGUUUGCGUUUGCCAAAAGGCCCCUUCAGGCGGCAUGGUGCAGUGUGAGCUCUGCCGAGACGUUUUCCACUGCGGCUGUGUCUCAGCAGCCGAAGACCUCGAGUACGGCCAAGCCUGGCUUUGCCCACUUUGCCAGCGGUCAAGGAAACCCCCUCUAGACAAGGUUCUGCCCUUGUUGGCCUCACUGCAGAGAAUUCGUGUUCGCUUGCCAGAAGGCGACGCCCUGCGCUUCCUCAUUGAGAGGACAGUGCGAUGGCAGCACAGAGUCCAGCAGGCCUGUGCAGAGGGAGUGCUGGAAAGGGUGACGGCGAUGGGGAAAGUUGGGUCCAGAAUGUCUUCAUAUCUGACUCAGGAAAUAAACGGAUCAUCUUUUCAUACUAAGCACCAAUCUGUACCAGUCCAAGGGCUCGGUCCUGAGCUGGAGGAACUGAUGGUGGAGGGAUUCCUGCUACAGGUCACUUUGCCUGAGACAGAGCAGCUGUACAGGUACCUGCUGUACAAACUGGUCCCGCUGCCUUCACACAGCUCGCCCUGUGGGAACCACACAGAAGAGUCCCAGAGUAUGAGUCCCCAGCACAACAAGAACGGAGUUUCCAGUCUGAAGAAGGAGCCACUGAACAGCCAGAGCAAAAGGACCAAGAGGCGCAAGGAAAGCUCCGACUCUCAGCACAGUGAAAAGGCCAAGAAGUCCCGCAAGAAGAAGCCCAAGAAAAGCAAAGAAAGGGGUGAAGAAUCAAAGAGGAUAUGUUCCCCCACACACACAUCAGACCCUGGUCUGUCAGACUCAGAGGAGGACUACUCGCUGUGUGCUGCGCCGUGGUGCAGAGAACCAGAGGGUGAUGAGGUAAACUGGGUCCAGUGUGAUGGCAGCUGUAAUCAGUGGUUCCACCAGGUCUGUGUGGGACUGUCUGCAGAGCGAGCAGAGAAGGAGGACUAUAUUUGCAUAAGCUGCACACAGCCAGACUAUGACAGAGGAGAAUGA